UUUCACAAUUCCUGUCGCGUGUACACCCACACCUCGAUCUGAACACACACUUUCGCACACACGAUCAAACGCAUCAAACCCUCUCUACUCACUACUCCCUACACAACAAGCUUUGUAAUCAACGAUCAUCUCCCGAUGAACGAUAGCACCGGUAACAACAGUUACAACCGCCGGUACCCUCCUGGUAUCGGAAAUGGCCGCGGCGGCGGAGGAGGAUGGUAUGGCGGUGGUGGAGGUGGAGGUGGUAAUUUUCAAACAAACCCUAAUUAUCACCAUCAACCUCGUAGCCACGAUCAAAUUCAACAGCAGCAGCAUCAGUCACAGUACUCGCAGAGACAGCAGUCCACACAACAACACUACAAUCAGAAACAGCAGUGGCUAAGAACGAACCCUAAUGUCCCUGUUUCUUCUACUGCCAAUAACAAUAACUAUGAAGUCGAGAAAACCGUACAGUCAGAAGGCAGCGUUGAUUCAAGCUCUCAAGAUUGGAAAGCACAGUUAAACAUACCUGCAGCAGAUAGCCGUUUCAAGACUGAGGAUGUAACAGCUACAAAAGGAAACGAAUUUGAGGACUACUUUCUAAAAAGAGAACUACUUAUGGGAAUCUAUGAGAAGGGUUUUGAAAGGCCUUCUCCUAUACAAGAAGAAAGCAUCCCUAUUGCUUUAACUGGUAGUGAUAUUCUUGCUAGAGCCAAAAAUGGAACUGGAAAAACAGCCGCUUUUUGUAUUCCUGCUCUUGAAAAGAUCGAUACAGACAACAAUGUCAUCCAAGUUAUCAUACUUGUCCCCACAAGAGAACUUGCUCUUCAAACAUCACAGGUCUGCAAGGAGCUUGGAAAACACUUACAGAUUCAAGUAAUGGUGACAACUGGAGGAACAAGUCUAAAAGAUGACAUCAUGCGAUUAUAUCAACCUGUUCAUUUGUUAGUUGGAACUCCUGGAAGAAUUCUUGAUCUAACCAAAAAGGGUGUCUGUAUUCUCAAUGACUGUGCAAUGCUGGUAUUGGAUGAGGCUGAUAAGCUGUUGUCCCCUGAGUUUCAACCUUCUGUAGAGCAUCUGAUCAGUUUCCUUCCACAAAACAGACAGAUUUUGAUGUUUUCAGCUACAUUUCCUGUUACUGUAAAAGAUUUCAGAGACAGAUACCUGAAAAAUCCUUAUGUUGUUAAUUUAAUGGACGAACUUACCCUUAAAGGUAUCACACAGUAUUAUGCUUUUGUGGAAGAAAGACAAAAGGUUCACUGCCUCAACACUCUUUUCUCAAAGUUACAAAUCAACCAAUCUAUCAUAUUCUGCAACUCUGUAAACCGAGUAGAGCUGUUAGCAAAGAAGAUAACAGAGCUUGGAUAUUCUUGCUUUUAUAUUCAUGCUAAAAUGCUGCAAGAUCAUCGUAAUCGUGUCUUCCAUGAUUUCCGCAAUGGUGCAUGCAGAAAUCUUGUUUGUACUGAUUUGUUUACAAGGGGUAUAGAUAUUCAAGCCGUGAAUGUUGUCAUCAAUUUUGACUUUCCAAGGAAUGCGGAGACGUAUUUGCACAGGGUUGGACGUUCGGGAAGGUUUGGACAUCUGGGGUUGGCUGUGAAUUUGAUAACUUAUGAAGACCGGUUUAACUUGUAUAGGAUUGAACAAGAACUUGGAACUGAGAUUAAACAAAUUCCUCCCCAAAUUGAUCAAGCCAUUUACUGUCUGUGAUUGAGAAAAUGAAAUACAAGUAGGAGACAUUUUAUGUUUAUGUUUCUGUUUCUGUUUUUAGUUUAGGCUUUGUUAUAUCAUAUGCUAGAUCUGUAUUUACCUGAUUCUGGAGGAUAGCUUGUAGUUUGUACUCCAUAUUUUGAAAAGAAAAAAAAAAGGAAAAAAAGGUAAAAAAAAAAGAUAAAAAGUAGAGCAAAAACGAAAAACCAAAAAAAAAAAAAAUGAUGCAUGAACAAUUUUUUAGAUUUGUGUUGGGUUAUCAAUUCAAAGCUUACUUUUUCCC
Messenger RNA from Lactuca sativa (garden lettuce), 1969 nucleotides. Its product is annotated as DEAD-box ATP-dependent RNA helicase 8. The record is from RefSeq and is a predicted model, not a curated record. Gene Ontology annotation, molecular function: RNA helicase activity; nucleic acid binding; ATP binding. Lineage: Eukaryota; Viridiplantae; Streptophyta; Magnoliopsida; Asterales; Asteraceae.